AACCCUCUGUUCCGUGUCCGUGUCCUUAAAGAGAUAAGAUUGCUUUAGUGGAUUGGAAGAACCUAAAAACUUCCACUUCCCCACCGUUUUGUAUAAAUAAAUCACACCAUUUUCCUAUAAACCACAUACAGAGAAGCUUGGCUGUUUCUAUUACAAUGGGAAGAAGAAGAAGGGUAAGAUUGAUUCUCUUGCUGUUAUGUUCUACCAUGGCCAUUUCAUCUGCUGCUCUCCAGCAACAAAUCUUCCCAACAGAGUCUAAUUACCAACAGAAAACCUACACGGAAAAACGUAGCAAAGAUGGGAUUACUAACCAGAUUGCCAGAAGAUACAGUGCAACUGAAAUCACCGUUUCUAAUGGGAUUGGUCAGGGAAGUGCGGUUGCCGGCGGUGGAGAAAAUGGUGGUGGCAGUAGACCUCAUAAUGGAGGAGGUACAGCCGUAAUCCCUGUUUAUGCAGCUGGUUCGGCACAAGCACAUCACCGCCAAGGUCGACCACAUAAUGCAGGAAAUCGCCAUGAGAACAACAGGGGGCUUCUGGUAGCUGCAGUUUUGGCUGCCAUUGCUCAUCUCUAUGGAGUUUUCUGAUAUCAAAGCUGUCUCCAUAGGGACACAAGAACAUUGUUACAUGUGCUGAUUGAGGUGUGUGCUUCAUCUUUGUUGUUGGCCCGUCAUUUCCUGUUGAGGUCAAGAAAAAAGCAAAAUACUUGGCUUGCAGAUGAUUGUAUGUACAGUCUUAAAGAGACAACCUCAUAAAGUCUUCUUUGCUUUUCUUUUUCUUUUUUGGGUAACCAUUGUAUUGCACAUAGACUCUUAAUUGCGUCAAUUAGAUGAUUUUCUGGCAGACAUUAAAAUCACAUAACUGAUAUUAUGAA
Molecule: messenger RNA, 871 nt
Organism: Benincasa hispida (wax gourd)
Lineage: Eukaryota; Viridiplantae; Streptophyta; Magnoliopsida; Cucurbitales; Cucurbitaceae
Source: RefSeq, a predicted model, not a curated record